GACAGGGAUUCCGUGAUGAAAAGUGAAGGGAGAGAGAUUGGCUUCCAUGCGAAGGCUUUCUCCCUGGUUUCUCAGCCUUGGGGCGAAGGCUCAGGGAGCCCCUGAGACACAUCCUGCACAGCAGGAAGAGGUUCCGGUGAAGUCCCAUCGCUCCAGGCGUGGCUCUCAAUGGCUCAGGUCUAGGGUGGGGAGGCUCAGCGUUUGGGGAUUCCCCAUCUCCACAGCCUUUUUCCUUCCCAACUAGUGUCGAGUCCUUCUUUCGGAUACUCAAGACGCGGAUACUCACGACGUGUACCCAGUUCCUACUCCCAUUGGGUGUCGGGUUUCUAGAGAAGCCAAUCAGCGUCGCCGUGGUCCCGAUUCUAAAGUCCCCACGCACCCACGGGGACUCAGAUUCUCCCCAAAUACCGAGGAUGCGGUUAUGGCACCACGAACCCUCCUCCUGCUGCUUUCUGGGGCCCUGGCCCUGACCGAGACCCGUGCGGGUGAGUGCGGGGUCGGGAGGGAAACGACCUCUGCGGGGAGGACCGAGAGGCCGCCCGGUAGGAGCGCAGGACCCAGGGAGCCAGGCUGGGAGGAGGGUCGGGAGGGUCUCAGCCCCUCCUCGCCCCCAGGCUCCCACUCCUUGAGGUAUUUGAGCACCGCCGUGUCCCGGCCUGGCCGCGGGGAGUCCAGAUACAGGUACAUCGCAGUGGGCUACGUGGACGACACGCAGUUCAUGCGGUUUGACAGCGACGCCCAGAGUCCGAUGAUGGAGCCGCGGGCGCCGUGGGUGGAGCAGGAGAGGCCGGAGUAUUGGGACCGGGAGGUCAAGGAGAGCGCACAAACUGACCGAGUAAACCUGCGGAUCCUGCUCCGCUACUACAACCAGAGCGAGACCGGGUCUCACACGCUCCAGGGAAUGAAUGGCUGCGAUGUGGGACCCGAUGGACGCUUUCUUCGAGGGUAUCACCAGCACGCCUACGACGGCAAGGACUAUAUCUCCCUGAACGAGGACCUGCGCUCCUGGACCGCGGCGGACACAGCAGCUCAGAUCACCCAGCGCAAGUGGGAGGCAGAGAAAUAUGCAGAGGAGUUCAGCACCUACCUGAAGGGCGGAUGCAUGGAGUGGCUCCAUAGAUACCUGGAGAACGGGAAGGAGACGUUGCCACGCACGGAUCCUCCAAAGGCACACGUUGCCCAUCACCCCAUCUCUGACCAUGAGGCCACCCUGAGAUGCUGGGCCUUGGGCUUCUACCCUGUGGAGAUCAUGCUGACCUGGCAGAGGGAUGGAGAGGAUCAGACCCAGGACACAGAGCUUGUGGAGACCAGGCCUGCAGGGGAUGGAACCUUCCAGAAGUGGGCAGCUGUGGUGGUGCUUUCUGGGGAGGAGCAGCGAUACACCUGCCAUGUGCGGCACGAGGGGCUGCCAGAGCCCCUUACCCUGAAAUGGGAGCCAUCUUCCCAGCCCACCGUCCUCAUCGUGGGCAUCGUUGCUGGCCUGGUUGUCCUUGGAGCUGUGGUCACUGGAGCUGUGAUGUGGAGGAAGAAGAUCUGGCUGGGAAGGGAUGGAAACAGAGAGAGAUACUCUCAGGCUGCAACCCUGGACGUGCUGGUGCAGCUGAAGAAGCUGGAGCCCCCACCAGAGCCAAAGCUGGAGCCCAGGCUGUAGCUGAGGCCAGGACUUGUGAGGUCCCUGUAGGCCAAGCUCAGCUCAACUGAGUAGCCACUGGUGGUGCUCCUAUGGAUACUCACCUUCCAUAUCCCAGAUUCCAGCCAGCUCUCCUUGCCCUGCAGCAGCUUCCUGUAGGUGGCGAUCUCGAUGUGCAUGGCCUGCUUAUGUUCCUCAGCUCCUGGUACUGGCACAGCUGCCACGCCAUGUCCUGCUUUGCCCACUGUUGGGCGGCCUCCAGCACGGACAGUUUGGCUUCAUUAAUGGCCAGCUCCUCAUGCUUCUUGGCAUCCAUGAUGAUGGCCUGCAGGGGCCCACUGGCUUUUGAGGCCCUCCAUCUCAGCCUGAAGCCAUCUGAGGUUCCAGGUCAUCUCUGAGAUCUCUGUCUUCAUGUGACAAAGGUCAUCCCAUGCUUCCCAGCCAGAGCUUGCCGCUCCUCCUACUUGAUCUGAUGCUCUCAGCCUCAGCCUGGCUGUGGUUGGCAAUCUCCUCUUACUGGGCCUUGACCUCAGUGAUGAUGCUAUUCAAGUCCUGGGAGCGGAUAUUGUCCAUGGACAGCAUCACAGAUGUGUCAGAUUGGGGAUUGCAGCUCCCGGAUAUCCUGUUCACACAGCUGCCAGAGGAAGUUGGUCUCAUCAGUCAGCCCUUCCAGGUGAGACUCCAGCUCUACCUGGUUCAUGUCAGCUUCAUCCACAUCCUUCUUUAGGAGGAGAAAUUCAUUCUCCAUCUUUGUAUGAUUAUUGAUCUCAUCCUCAUAUUUGUUCUUGAAGUCUUCCACCAGCCCCGUGUGUUGCCAAACUCCACCUCCAGCUUUAGCUUUUCCUGGCCCAGAAUGUCCAGCUGCUGCUGAAGGGUGAUGUGGCUCUCAAUCAUGUGGUCCAUGUUCCUCUGAGCCAUCUUCUGCUGAUUUAGGAGUCUCCACUUGGUCUCCAUCAUCUUGUUCUACCGCUCCAGGAACAACAUGAACCC
Molecule: messenger RNA, 2620 nt
Organism: Callithrix jacchus (white-tufted-ear marmoset)
Lineage: Eukaryota; Metazoa; Chordata; Mammalia; Primates; Cebidae
Product: patr class I histocompatibility antigen, CH28 alpha chain
Biological process (GO): antigen processing and presentation of endogenous peptide antigen via MHC class Ib; positive regulation of T cell mediated cytotoxicity; immune response
Cellular component (GO): external side of plasma membrane
Molecular function (GO): peptide antigen binding; signaling receptor binding
Source: RefSeq, a predicted model, not a curated record